This is a messenger RNA of Phytophthora nicotianae INRA-310, 1004 nucleotides long. RefSeq lists its product as hypothetical. Gene Ontology annotation, molecular function: RNA cap binding. The transcript has a single exon. Gene Ontology annotation, biological process: mRNA cis splicing, via spliceosome. The coding region runs from base 47 to 775 and encodes 242 amino acids. Lineage: Eukaryota; Oomycota; Peronosporomycetes; Peronosporales; Peronosporaceae. Gene Ontology annotation, cellular component: nuclear cap binding complex. The record is from RefSeq and is a predicted model, not a curated record.
CAUAAUUGUUCAUCCCAAGUUAGAAUUUCCUAGCCAUCAAGCCACCAUGGCCGAGCUGUACGCGGAAGUGGCGGAUGAGGAGCAGCGGCUGGCGCGUGGGCCGUCGCAGCGUCAGUACUGGGACCGUAAGACGUUCUCUUCGUUCGCUGAGCAGCAGCGCGCCAUGGAGCGCUCCAGCACGUUGUAUGUGGGCAACUUGUCGUUCUUCACGUCCGAAGCGCAAAUCUACGAGCUGUUCAGCCGCGUGGGUCACGUGAAGCGCGUCAUUAUGGGCCUCGACCGCUUCAAAAAGACCCCAUGCGGCUUCUGCUUCGUCGAAUACAGUACACAUGCCGAGGCUGAAGCCUGUGCCCAGUUCCUGAGUGAGACCAAACUGGACAACCGCGUGGUGCGCUGCGAAAUGGACGGCGGCUUCCGUGAGGGCCGCCAGUUCGGCCGCGGACUGUCGGGAGGUCAGGUACGAGACGACAGACGCUCCAAGGACGACUACGACGCGGGACGUGGCGGCUACGGACGUGGAGACGACGCCACGGCGGACGGCCACCACUUCCGUCGCUCGGCUCACGUUAAGAGGCCUAGAGACGACGGAAUGACGGCGGACGAACCACCUGCCAGUCGUCAGCGACGCCCCGACUCGCCUAGAGACGAAGUUAAGGAGGAGGAGAACCCGAGAUUCCGCCAUCGGGAGAACGACGCGGACGGGGAAGAUGAACCCGCUGAACAGGCGACGACGGAGCAGCCUGUGCAGGACUUGCAGGAGACGACGGAGGCGUAGGAGGAAGGUGAUACCUUGUCAGACCUCACGUGUAAUGCAUGCCGCUUUGUUUCUAAAUACCCUCUUAAGUAUAUAGACUGAGACUUUGCACGAUUCCAUUAAACGGAGCCGAACUGCAAUAGCUCAACAUUUGAACCAUUGCAAUACCAUGGUCCAAAACGAAUCUAUAAGUAAGCUCCUCCAUCACCAGAAUGCCCGGAGCUAUUCCUUGCUUAGAAUAGAGCUUGCA